GCCACGUCCAGGGAAGAGGAUGAUGAAUCCAGUAAAGAUGCGAGCAGUGAAAGCAAGAGUCCAGGGCAACGAACAAAGUCUAAUCAGAGAUGGAUGAAACUGCGGACAACUGUGCAGCUUAGUUCGGCUAUACACAAGAAGCCAACUCUAAAGAGAGAAGACUCAUUCCUCAAAAGAUUUUCCACCCGACAAAUACCGGAGACACAAGAAACAGUAGAAGACACAGGUUCAGAAGGUGCGACUGGUGAACACAGAAGUACUACCAGACUAAGGCGGCGGAAAGUGCGCGUACCUCCAACUGUCGUCAAUCCGGACGAGAAUUUCUACUUUUACUGGCUUUGGGUUAUUACAAUCUGCGUCCUCUACAAUUUGUGGACACUCAUCGUGAGACAGAGCUUCCCUGAACUCCAGAUGUUAUGUCAUCGCUUCUGGCUCACUUGUGAUGGCAUCGGGGAUAUCGUCUUCGCCUUAGACCUCAUCGUUCAACUGCGGACUGGUUAUUUGGAGCAAGGACUUAUGGUAUACGAUUCAAAGAAGUUGGCUAAACAUUAUCUCACGUCGAGUUCCUUUAUGUUGGAUAUUGCUGCGCUCACUCCCUUGGAUCUACUCCAAUUGAAAAUAGGAACGAAUCCCAUUAUACGCUUUCCCAGAUUCCUUAAGGUGUACCGAGCCGUCAGUUGUUACUAUAUGGUGGAAUCUCGUACAGUGUACCCCAAUUUCUGGCGAGUGAUAAACUUGAUACAUAUUUUGUUAAUCCUUGCGCAUUGGUUUGGUUGUUUCUACUUUCUACUAUCCGAAGCAGAAGGCUUUCAGGGUGAUUGGGUAUAUCCACAUAGACCUGGUGACUACGCUACACUAACAAGGAAAUAUCUCGGCUCGCUUUAUUGGUCUACCCUCACUCUAACAACUAUUGGUGAUCUACCCACACCAGAGACAAAUGCUGAAUAUGUAUUUACCAUCGUCAGUUAUUUGAUCGGAGUCUUCAUUUUCGCGACUAUAGUGGGUCAAGUGGGCAAUGUUAUAACCAAUCGAAACGCUAAUAGACUGGAAUUUGAGAGAUUGCUCGAUGGAGCUAAAACAUAUAUGAGACACCACAAGGUGCCAGGUGGUAUGAAACGUCGAGUGUUACGUUGGUAUGACUAUUCCUGGUCCCGGGGUCGAAUCCAGGGCGGCGGAGACAUUAACACAGCUCUCGGUUUGCUGCCUGAUAAAUUAAAAACAGAACUCGCAUUGCACGUCAAUUUGAGUGUUCUCAAAAAGGUGACAAUAUUUCAAGAAUGCCAACCAGAGUUUCUGCACGAUCUUGUAUUGAAAAUGAAAGCUUACAUUUUCACACCUGGGGAUUCAAUAUGCCGAAAAGGCGAAGUAGCUCGAGAAAUGUUUAUAAUCGCCGAUGGUAUUCUAGAAGUAAUAUCAGAAACAGGUCGUGUACUCACAACUAUGAAAGCUGGAGAUUUCUUCGGAGAAAUUGGUAUUUUAAACCUUGACGGACUUAACAAACGAACAGCGGAUGUCCGAUCUGUAGGAUAUUCUGAACUAUUCUCAUUAUCUCGGGAAGAUGUCUUAGCAGCUAUGAAGGAUUACCCUGAAGCGCAAGAAAUACUCCAAACUCUUGGUAGAAAACGAUUACAGGAAGCUAAAAAUAUGUCUCGACAAAAAGGCAAAGGUGAAACAAGUCCUGAUAAAAUGGGUGAUGAUAGUACGUCAAAACGCAUCGUGCACAAAUUGCGCACCGAUGUUAAGGGAAUACGUAACGCGAUUCGAAGUAGAUCCCGAGUUGGACGUAGAUCAGGAGAGUCGAUGGAGCUACAGUCGUUAUCGAGUUCGGAGAGGACGGCAGACACCAAGGUACUGAGGAGGAUGCCUCGAGUUGAGAGUGACGAUUCACAGGCACACAACCAGGAGGAUAUUAUUGGCGAACCAUCUGGCAUUAAAGGUGAAAAAUGCAUAUCGCCUAUUGGAGCUGGCUUGCCCUUGUUAUCCCGAUUGAAAUUGUUGAAAGAAAAACAAGACCGCGAAGAAAAAGUCGCUAAGCAGAGAAAUUCGACAUCAUCAGUAGCAUCAAUAUCUACUCCUCAGCCAACUCCAUCGACAAGUACCGCACCUGAUGGAGAACCUGAAGUUAUUGGCGCAGGGCUUCCUCUUCUGCAACGUCUGUUGUUAUUAAAAGCUAAAGAAGAAAGAGAAAAAAAUCAAUUAACUCCAACCAACAGUAACCAGCAAUCGAGCUCGGAAACGAUUAGUCCUAGUUCUGUUAAAAGCCCUUUAAGCCCUACAGUUAAAACCUUAAGUCCUAUUAGAAAAGGUUCAGAAUCCAGUUCACCAGGUAGAUUACAUAGUCCCACAGCAAAAAUGUCAAGAAAAAAUUCUUCAGGCUCCAGCGAUAGUACUUCUCGCCCAAAAGUAAGCUUCAGAGAUAAAAUACUCCAAGUUCAAAGUGAUGGAACCGCCGUUUCUCAACCUCUUAUAAAAGAUUUAUUAGAAAAACCAGCCGCGGUGGUAGAACCGACACCUAAAACAGAAAGUAAUCUUAUAUCUAUACCCCACUCAGUCGUAAGUAAAAUUAAGUCCCCAGCCAAGGCAGUAAGCUCUUCUUUUCGCGACAGAUUAAAGAUACUUCAAGGAAAUAGUUCCAAAGAAUCUGACACAAGCGCAACAGAAAGAAAUAAACAAAAUGAAAAAUCUUCUGCCGAAGUAUCACCAGUUCAAUCCACAGAAAUAAAAGAGGAAAUAAAAAAAGAAACCAAAAAGCCCUGGACUAAAUUGAAAAAAGCUGCUAUCUUAGGAGAUUCUAAGAGCCAGAGCAAAUCUAGCAUAGAAGAAAAGAAGCCUGAUAUCGAUUCACCGAAAGAUUUAGCUACGGCAAGUACAGAAAGUAGUAAACUAGAACCAUCUAUGAGUAUCAGGGUACCGGUUGUAACUACGGCAGAGCUCGUUAAAAUUGACAAUAAUAAUGUUAAAGUUGAUAGUGAUAAUAUUAAACACGAUAAACCCAAGAUUUGCUUAACAGGGCCUUUAGAAUCCGUCCAAGAAAAAAAAGUAGAAGCAUUACCAACCUCUCCAAAAAAAUAUGAGGAUCCAAAAGCAAGUGAUAUCAGUAGACCGACGAUCACAGCAGGAACGAUGCUUUUACCUAAAGCAAAAAAAUAUAAAUCAAUAGAUGAUCUGUCACCUGAAUAUGGUGGUCUGCCUUUUGUCAAAAAAUUAAAAAUUUUGAAUGAAAGACAAAAACUCGCAGAACUUGAAAGAGUUGUGAAGUUUAGAAGUUCAAGUUUAGACUGUGCUAGUUCUUCUGAAGAUUUGCUUUGUGACACAUUGACUAGAAGUCACUCAGAAGGAAGUACAAUGUACAAAAGAAAAUUUAAAAGGAAAUCAACGGACUCGUCAGGUAGCCAUGAGUCGAAUGAAACAUUGGAACGAAGAACUCUUAAGUCCAUACUGAAAAAAUUAUCAGAAGAUGUUACACCAGUACAGAGUCCUGAAAGAAGCAAUGAAUUGAGAAAGUUAAUUCGGGCACCAACUAUAGAGGGAUACGCAGCAAGACAUUCAAAAUUUGCAAAAAGUGUUACAUUUCAUCGCCACACAUUGCCAUCGCCUCCUGCAAGCGCACCGUCAGAUAUCGAUGACGAAGUAUUUCAUAUGCCUGAUAGUAAAAAUAGCUCUGUUCCAAAAAUAUCCUCACCACCGGCUAUUGAGCCCGACAUAGUAGCACCGCAAAAUCAGUUAGUUAGACAAGAUAAUACAAUUUCUAGUCAAGAGUUUGACCGUAACGUAUUAACAUUAAAUGAAUAUAGUGUACCAGAAGAUGUCCCGCCGGUGUACGAUGUAAAAUCAUUAAGGCCAGAAGAAAUUACAGUACCACCAGAAAAACCCAAGCUUACCUGUAUUUCUGCCGUCACCAAUCAAAGGAAAUUAUUGCGAGGUUCAUUAGAUGACCAUGAAUAUUUUGGUGAAGUCCUUUUAGGGAUCAAGAAAGUGAUUCAAAAUCAUUUGCACGAUAUGCAAGAUAUAUUUCAAGACAGAUUUUGUAACUUGGAAAACGAAGUAAAGAAACGAGAUGAAAUCAUAAGUCAAUUACAAAGACGAAUACAAGAGUUAGAGAAUGUAGGUUUAACUGGAACAGGUGCAGUUGAAGAUGUAUCAGAACAAUUUUCUAACGUAGAUGCGACAAACCCAUUACGUUCUAAAAAUGGUAGUUCCGGUAGCGAAGAAGCAUCGGUAGCUGAUGAAGGAUUCAUGAGAGGUGACUCACUAGAUACAGUAUUCGCCUCAUCUCCUCCAAAUAUAAGCCCUGAGGAAGGUGUUAAACAAUCGAAGGCAGAGUCCAAAACAAAGGUUGGCGCUACCAAGAAAACAAUAUCAAGUGAUGACUUAACAGACGAAAAACUAACAGAAUUGACUGGCGGUAUUGAAUUAACAAAAUUAUCUUAUUCAGAAUUACAAAGUCUUGCAGAAUCGUUAACGAGUAAAACAGAUAAAACAUCAUCUAGUAAAGAAAAAUGGUCGUUAAGUAAAUCUAAGAGAUUGGAUUUGAAUCUUGAUGGUAAAGCGGGAACAUAUUCGAGAAAACGAGCGGCGAAAUUGAAACAACGUAAAUCAUGGGAUGACCAAAGUGACCAGGAGAACAUGGAAAUGCAAGACCUGACAAGACCGAUGUCACCACAAAUGACUGCAGAAGAUCGCUCCUUGCUUAGUCCGGAGCAGUCCAGUCUUCAUACUUCAAGGCGUGGUAUUCAUCCUUUCCACUUUUUUGGCACCCAUCUCGACAACACUAAAACUAAAAUUAAGAAAACUCUAUCAGUUGAUACAGGAAUGCAUCACACGGGUCGAAGAGAUAAAAAACAUGGUCAAGGGCAUCAGCAACGCAAGUUUAGCUUGGGUUCCUUCUUCGGCUACAACCGCGGAGUGCAGGCCGCUGUCAAGCCGACCAAUACCUGCAAUGAAGUAGUCCUCGACGUUGGCAGCGACUGCAGUUGGAGUGACACGACUUCAACAUCAUCUAGUAGCGAUUCGGAGUCAAUACCAAGAACACCAGUUUUCGAAGAGUUCGUAGAGAACAGCAGCCGACGCGUCAGAGCGGGGAGUUCUAGGCACGGUAGCAUGUCGCCUUUAAGAGGAAGUGGAAGUGACUGGGAAGUCAUGAUGUUAGCCAACGAGUUAGAGAAGAGGGAGCGUGAGAAAGAAAGAGAAGAAUCAAGAAGACAUCAUUACCCAACAACUCUUAGAGAUUUGGAGGAAGAGUCGGACACACCGCAAAGAGAAGACAGUCCCGACGAAUUUUCAAACAUUGACGAUUCCAAUUCGUCAUCCACAACGCAUCUUCUCUCGCAGUCCAUCAGCGAAGCAUCGCAAAGGUCUUUAGAAACGUCUUUCACUGAGAGAAGCAGUCAGUCUACGCGAGAACCGAGGCAACGCCGCGUCGGAUCUGUAGGGGAACAGCCAACACGUGACAUAUCUUCACAACAGUCAAGAGGUUUGAUUCUUCGAGCCGCUAGUUUGGAUAGAGAGACGACGGCCGCUUGUUCCCAUAGACGUUUUGGAUCCUUAAAGAGUUCCAGCACGGACUCGCACAAAAGACUCUGAUCCCGUACAUUCUACGGAUAAAAAUAAAAUCCGAGAGAACCAAGGAAUAGAUGAUAUCCUAUAAAAUUAAUGUAGAUUAUAAAAAAAAAU
This is a messenger RNA of Papilio machaon (common yellow swallowtail), 5673 nucleotides long. RefSeq lists its product as uncharacterized. The record is from RefSeq and is a predicted model, not a curated record. The coding region runs from base 94 to 5583 and encodes 1829 amino acids. Gene Ontology annotation, biological process: monoatomic ion transport; transmembrane transport. Gene Ontology annotation, cellular component: membrane. Gene Ontology annotation, molecular function: protein-containing complex binding; monoatomic ion channel activity. Lineage: Eukaryota; Metazoa; Arthropoda; Insecta; Lepidoptera; Papilionidae. The transcript has 25 exons.